This is a messenger RNA of Conger conger (European conger), 1141 nucleotides long. Its product is annotated as platelet-derived growth factor C-like. Lineage: Eukaryota; Metazoa; Chordata; Actinopteri; Anguilliformes; Congridae. The transcript is spliced from 6 exons. Gene Ontology annotation, biological process: positive regulation of ERK1 and ERK2 cascade; positive regulation of cell population proliferation; positive regulation of protein autophosphorylation. Gene Ontology annotation, cellular component: membrane. Gene Ontology annotation, molecular function: growth factor activity; platelet-derived growth factor receptor binding. The record is from RefSeq and is a predicted model, not a curated record. The coding region runs from base 33 to 1067 and encodes 344 amino acids.
AAGUGCACACUCGCCGUUUACAUUAAUCCCAAAUGAUCCUGUCAUUAUUGUUCCUCUUCGCAUCGUCUGUCCAACAACAUGGAUCGCAAGCCGAGUCAAACGUCAGCAGCAAGCUCCCCCAUACAGCAAUGAAGCAACACAACGGAGUCCACAAUUCCAAGCAUGAGAAAGUCAUCGUGGUGUCUGGAGAUGGAACAGUGCACAGUCCAGACUUCCCCCACACCUACCCCCGCAAUAGGCUGCUUGUGUGGAGGCUCAUUGCCGCCGGCGAUAACGUUCGCAUACAGCUGACGUUCGAUAAAAGAUUUGGGCUGGAGGAUCCGGAAGAUGGAAUAUGCAAGUAUGACUUCAUCGAGAUCGAGGAGCCUGAUGAGGGCGCUGUUCUGGGCCGGUGGUGUGGCUCAGGGUCGCCGCCGGGAACACAGGUGUCAAAGGGGAACCAGAUCAGGAUACGGUUCAGAUCGGACCAGUACUUUCCCUCAAAACCGGGAUUCUGCAUCCAUUACUCCCUGCUCCCAAUGAGCGUUCCCUCGACUCCAGCCCCCUCGGCCCUGCCCCCGGCUCUGCAGACUGUGGAAGUGUUGACGGAUGCGGUCGCUGGCUUCAGCACGGUGGAGGAGGUUAUGAAAUACCUGGAGCCGGAUCAUUGGCAGCAGGAUGUGGAGGAGCUGUACAAACCAACAUGGCAGGUGCUGGGGAAGUCCUACAAUCACCCCAGGAAAUCCAAAGGUGUGGUGGAUCUGAACCUGCUGAGAGAAGAGGUGAGACUCUACAGCUGCACCCCUCGAAACUUCUCCGUAGCCCUCAGGGAGGAGCUGAAGCGGACCGACGCCAUCUUCUGGCCCAGCUGCCUGCUGGUGCAGCGCUGUGGUGGGAACUGUGCUUGCUGUGCCCACAGGUGCUACGACUGCCACUGUGCGCCCACCAAAGUCACCAAGAAAUAUCACGAGGUUCUCCUGCUGAGACACAGAGCCGGAGGUCGAGGAAUCCUGAAAUCUCUGACAGACGUACCCCUGGAACACCAUGAGGAAUGUGGCUGCAUGUGCAAAAACCAUUCCGAGGGGUAGAAGUGUGCCAGCUUGCCUGCUUCAAAGGGCACAAACUGUACGCCUUACAGCGAGGCCCAACUCCCAGUCGUCUC